CUCGAUUGUUAAGUCGUUACCGUUUUGUUAAGUUUCUGUUACAAUUCGUUACAUUCGUUCGUUUGCUCAAAUUUAGUGUUGGUUUCGAGUUUGGUUUAUUGCGUGCAGUGUUUUAUUCGUUUUAUUCGGUUACGAAAACGGUGUUUUGUGACCGCAUGGGGAGCUUUUCCUGCUAUACCAAUCGAAGAACGGUAAAAUAAGCGGCAGGUAUGGGCCGUUUAGAGGUUAUCCUAGUGUUGGCCAUAAUGGCGACGGGCAGCGAUUUGGCAGCGGGCAAGAAAGUGGAAAGUAUAACCUGUGGCGUGCACGAGUAUCAGUGCGAGAACGGUGCGUGCAUUCCCCUCGCCGGCCGGUGCAAUGAGAUCAAGGAGUGCGCCGACGGUAGCGAUGAAUCGGAUUGCGAUUAUUUCCUGUGCCGUGGUCCGUUCUGGUACAAAUGCAAGGCAGAAGCCACGUGUAUCAGUGCGGCGAGCCGCUGCGACAAGCAUCUGGACUGUUUGCUCGGCGAUGAUGAGGACAAUUGCGAUAACUACGAGGUACCACACAAGCCGCUCCUGUGCGGGAAGUCGGAGUUUACCUGCACGGACAAAGUCUGCAUCCCGCUCGAUCUCAUGUGCGACGGCAUCGAGCACUGCCCGGACGGUUCGGAUGAAACGAUCGGCUGCAUCGAUAUCGACAGCAAGUGCAGCGGGUUCCUGUGCCGCAACAAGCAGUGCCUACGGACCAGCAGCUGGGUGUGCGACGGGAUGCGCGAUUGUAGUGAUGGCUCGGACGAGGAGCACUGCUUACACGAGUGCACGCUCGAACAGGGUAAGUACGAGUGUGCGAACAACAACACCUGCAUCACGGUACAGGAUGUUUGCAAUGGAAAGGAUGACUGCGGUGACGGCAGUGAUGAGGGCGCGGGAUGCAAGACCGAUACCUGUGCCCAGCUGCAGUGCGGUGAACGACCAUGCCAGCGGAUGCCGAACGGUCGCUCGGUUUGCUUGUGCGGUGACGGUUUUCGGUUCAACAACCUCACGCACCAGUGCGAGGACAUCAACGAGUGCGACCGGUAUGGGCUGUGUAGCCAGGGGUGCAUCAAUACGCCCGGUUCGUUCCGCUGUACGUGCGUCGAUCAGUUCGAGCUGAAGCGGGACCGGAGAACCUGCGAGCUGACCACCGGUACCGAGGCGCUCAUGCUCUACACCACACAGCGAUCGAUCGGUGCACUGUACCUGUCCUCCCUGCAUCAGUACUACGUAGCGAAGGAGCUAUCACAGGUGAUCGGCGUCUCGUACGAUGGCCAGCACGUCUACUGGACGGACAUUGCCCAUAAAACGGAAUCGAUCGAACGUGCGCAGGAGGAUGGCAGCAAGCGGGAGCUGCUGCUGACGGCCGGCCUCAUCUCACCGGAGGACAUCGCGCUGGACUGGCUGACCGGCAACAUCUACUUCAGCGACAGUGGCCAGAUGCAUAUAGCGGUCUGCUCGAACGAUGGCUUCUACUGUAAGGCGAUCGUGCAGGAGAAGCUCCACAAACCGCGCGGCCUCGCGCUACUGCCCCAGAACGGGACGCUCUUUUACAGCGACUGGGGCGACAAUGCCCAGAUCGGGUGCGCCCGGAUGGAUGGCAGCGAGCAGCGGAUCAUCGUGAGCGACGGUAUCCACUGGCCGAACGGGCUCACGCUCGAUUGGCCCAACGAGCGGCUGUACUGGGUCGAUGCGAAGCUGAAGCUGAUCGAGAGUAUGCGGCUGGACGGUCGGGAUCGAACCGUCAUCCUGUCCGGCGUCCUGAAGCACCCCUUCGCCGUGGCCGUGUUCAACGAUCGCAUCUACUGGUCCGACUGGGACACGAAGAGCAUCCAGUCGUGCGAUAAGUUUACGGGCAAGGGCCGCCAGAACAUGGUGCAUGAUCGUGUGAUCUUUGACGUUCACGUGUACCACUCGAGCCUUCAACCGAAAUCGAACCAUCCCUGCCUGAACCACACCUGCUCGCACCUGUGCCUGCUCACGUCGAACGCUACCUACGCGUGCGCAUGCCCGAGCGGAAUGGUGCUGCAACCGAACCGGCACACCUGCCAGGAGACGGCCAAGCGCCAGUCGUUGCUGUUGGGCAUCGGGAGCUAUCUGCUGUCCCUGAAGCAUCACCCAUUCGGUCGCCACGAGGAGGGUAAGGGUGUACCGCUGUCCAUCAACAUUAGCCGGCUCGCCUUCAACAGUCUCACCGGCGAGGUGCUGGUGGCCGACAACGUGCAGCGGGCCAUCUAUGCGGUUAAUCUGGAAACGAAGGCAACCCGAGCGCUCGUGACGACGCACAUCGGUUCGGUAUCGGCGCUCGCGCUCGAUUACCUGAGCAACACACUGUUCUGGUGCGAUACCGAUAGGUCGACUAUCGAGCUGUAUAGUCUGGAGACCCAUCAUCGGUCGAUCGUGCAGCAUUUCGUCGGGGGCGACGCACCGGUAGCGCUGGCCCUCAUUCCGGAGAUCGGAAAGAUGUUCAUUGCACUACGGUCGCGCACGGCACCAUGGCAUACGCACAUCGAUCAGCUCGCCAUGACCGGCCGGGGUCCGCAUGCGCACGUGAUGGAGGAACGCGUCAGCAGCAACGGUAGCAUCGCCUUCCACGUCGAUCACGAUCUGCGGGCCGUGUUCUGGAGCGAUCAGCGCAGCGGGCGCAUCGAGAUGACCAGCUACGAGGGCGACACCAGACACCUGUACCGCGACUAUCUGCGCCAUCCGGUUUCGAUUACGGUGAUCGGGGACGAGCUGUUCUGGACCGGUUAUCACUCGCAGCGGCUCUACUGGUCGGACAAGCACAACAUGGGCACCACGAAACGGAUGACCAUCCCGAUGCCACCGGAUGUGCCCGUCCCCGAUCAGAUACCGAUUGCGGCCACGGUGCCGAUCCGACACCAGGAGCACCUGUGCCGGCAGCGGAGCAACGCGGGCUGUUCGCACAUCUGCGUGGCGGCCGGACUGUACGCCGCCGCCUGCGUUUGCCCCAACGGUAUGGUCUUCAAUGCUACCGCGCUUAGCAAGGUGUGCGUUCGGGCUGCCGACUGCGAGUUUCGGUGCAAAUCGGGCGAAUGUUUGCCACCCGGCAAACGUUGCAACGGGCACCCGGACUGUCCGGAUGGUUCGGACGAGCAGAACUGUCGCCCGGCCGCGACCGUGGGUGGGGGUGCGCGCUUUGCUGCCGUCGAUUGCCACUGGAACGAGUUCCGGUGUGCCGAUGGGCGGAAGUGUAUUGCGGCGAACCGGCGCUGCGAUAAGGUACCGGACUGUAACGACGCAUCGGACGAAGCGAACUGCGAUGGUUACGUUCGGCAUGGCGAGUGCCGUCCUACGCAGUUCACCUGUGCGAAUGGGUUGUGUAUCGAUGCGAAUCAGCGCUGCGAUGGUUACGCCGAUUGUCGUGAUGGUUCGGACGAGGUUGGCUGCAAGCCCAGUGCAAGCAGCAACGGCACGGCGACCGGUACGUGCGCGGCCGGCAUGUUCCGCUGCAACAGCGGCCAGUGCAUCCCGGGUGCAUGGGAAUGCGACGACACACCGGACUGUGCCGAUAGUUCCGAUGAGCAUACGCAAUGCCACACCUCCGACGCCGACGGCAAGGGCUCGUGUCGUCCCGGUCAUCACAAGUGCAGCGUCACUGGGCUGUGCAUCGACGGGUCGAUGGUUUGCGACGGUAACGACGACUGCGGUGACGGUUCGGACGAGGAGGGCUGCCACCCGCAACACGAUACGCUCUGUACGCAGCUGGAGAAGGGCAAUGCGUCGUUGUUCUACUGCACGCGCUCGAGCCAUUGCUUCGACAUAAGCGCUCGCUGCAACGGGACGGCCGAGUGCCCGCACGGUGAGGACGAAACGGACUGCCCCGGGUGCGCCCACCACGACUUCGAGUGUGCGAAUGGGCAGUGCAUACCGGGCGAGUGGCGCUGCGAUAAGGAGCUCGACUGCGCCGACGGUUCCGAUGAGCGCAACUGCACGGCGGCGACCGUUCGAACGGCGAUGGAACCGCAGCGUAUGGUUUGCGGCCCGGAUGAGUUUGAGUGUACGGCGGGCGAGUGUAUUGGGCAGGCGAAGCUUUGCGAUGGUAAUGUGGACUGCAGCAACGACCGAGACGAGGGCGGCAGCUGUAGCACGGCCUGCCCGGGUGGACGCGGUCCGUGUGCACAGCAAUGUCUCAAAACACCGGCCGGCUCGGUGUGCAGUUGCUUGGAGGGCUACGAGCUGCAGGGUGACCGGAAGAGCUGUGCGGACAUAGACGAAUGCCGAUCGGCCGGUCGACCGUGUGCCCAGAUUUGUACGAAUGUUCCCGGCUCCUACCGGUGCUCGUGCUACGAUGGGUACAUGCUGAAACCGGACAAAGUGACCUGCAAGGCUACCGGUGCGAACUACUACCUACUGUACGCGCGCUCCGACAAGAUACAGCGGUUCGACAUUAAACCGACACCGAGCAUAACGACGGUAGUGCACGCCAACAGUAGCCGCAUUACGUCGAUGGAUGUGAACGCGCAUCGCGGCAAGCUGUACUACACGGUGGAAAACACUUCCGCCAUCUUUGAGGCGGCUCUUGAGGGCAAUGAGUCGCGCAGUUUGCUGCGGCAGAUCGGCAAACCGGACAAACUGGCAGUCGAUUGGGUGGCGAACAAUGUGUACUUCAUCGAUGGUAGCGAACCAUCGAUCAAAGUCUGCAGCAUCGAGCGGGGAACGUGCGCCCGGCUGGUCACCUUUAUGCGGCAGAACUUCCUCAAGGCGCUGUGCGUGGAUCCAGUCAACAAGUACAUGUUCUUCUCGGUACUUUACUCAUGGGUUUUCAAGAUACCGCACGCCAUCUUUCGGGCGAAUCUAGAUGGCACCCUGAAGGAAAUUGUCACGAGGGAUGACAGCCUGGCGACGGCGCUAGCGGUAGACCACCAUACCGAAACGCUCUACUACACCGACCUGGUGAAGAAUACGCUCAGCCGGGUGGAUUACAAUGGCAAAAACCUGAAGGUGCUGGUACAGGGCCAACCGCACAUCAUCAACAAUCCGAUAAGCUUGGUGCUGUACGAAAACCAUGCAAUCAUCCUGAACCGGGCGGCGUCCGGUGGUGUGAGCUAUUGUCAGCUCUUCGGCAGCUACCAGUGUCAACGUUUCAGCGUCAACGUUCCACCGGCUCAGCUGCUGCUACUGGUGCAGGACUCGCGGCAACCGUUGAUAGAUAAUGUUUGCGCCGCUAGUGCAAACGAUUGUUCGCAUCUUUGCAUUCCGUCGAAGGGCAAAGGCAUUUGUGUGUGCCCCAACGGGCAGUCAAUAGCUGCAGGCGACCUGUGCCCGGCGCCGGAGGACAGCGAAAGGAAGGCCAUCGCACCCUUCCGUCACGCGCUAAAUGAAAUGGACAGUUCGCUGCCAGGCGAUUCAUCAGACGCCGGGAAUAAUGCCGAUGAUGGCAUUACGGCCGCGCUAUUCAAGUAUGGCAUGCUGGGGCUCUGCAUGUUUGGGCUCAUCGGUGGUGCGUUGUACUACGUCAAGUGGCGCCGCGGCAGCGACGCGUUCAAUGUCGGUAUACACUACACCAACCUGGAGCUCAGCUCGCUCGACACGGACGCGCUUCCGAAGGUUAGAGGUCGGGUCGAGAUCAACAUAGUAGGAUCACAUCAGGAAUUGACGUUUCCUGAGGAAGCAAACCAGUUGGCGGUAAACCGGGACGAUUGCUUGGGCGAAACGCGAACCGCCGGUGUACGUAAACUCAGUGCAACUCAGGUACCAUCACCGAUGUCAAUAUUUUCACCAAGAUCGGUUUCACCUGGAAUGCCGAGCUCCGACGUACAUUUCAAGCAUUGAUUGCGACUGUAAAUGGCUGUACAAAGUACUAAAUCGUAUCGUUUAAUUGCCCAGUUUAUUUUGUACAUUUGUUCUAAAUAUGUGCA
Anopheles darlingi is the source of this 5893-nucleotide messenger RNA. RefSeq names its product putative vitellogenin receptor (gene yl). The record is from RefSeq and is a predicted model, not a curated record. Gene Ontology annotation, molecular function: calcium ion binding; protein binding. Lineage: Eukaryota; Metazoa; Arthropoda; Insecta; Diptera; Culicidae. The coding region runs from base 210 to 5807 and encodes 1865 amino acids. The transcript has 4 exons.